This is a messenger RNA of Tetranychus urticae (two-spotted spider mite), 2281 nucleotides long. Its product is annotated as septin-1. The record is from RefSeq and is a predicted model, not a curated record. Lineage: Eukaryota; Metazoa; Arthropoda; Arachnida; Trombidiformes; Tetranychidae. Gene Ontology annotation, molecular function: GTP binding.
CUUUUCAAGUUGUCUUAUUUUAAAUGAUAAAUACUUUCAACAUCAGUUUAUACAAUCGAUAAACAUUCAUUUUAAUCAUCAUCCCUGUUACCUGGUGAACCCAUCUGCUCGCUGAGCAAACUGUGUCAUUAAAUUGAAACGCGUAUCAUUCCGCUCAGUUUGAAUUUGGUAUUGAUCUCUUCAUUUUUCAACUUAAACCAGUGUUCUAAUCAUUCGCUUAACGGAAAUCUUUAAUCUUUUGUCAAAUGUGAUCUACUUUUCUUUUACAAGUGAUCUUUUCUUGUUUUGCUUUGGGUUUGUCACUUUUUUCCAACAAUUUGUCAAUUGUCUAGAAAGUUUGCUUAUUGAAUUGAAUUGAUCAAGAUGCCUGGAGUUGGAUCUGAAAUUGGAUUUGCUACCUUACCACAUCAUUUACACCGAAAAUAUGCCAAAAAAGGCUUUGAUUUCACGAUCAUGGUUGUUGGUGAAUCUGGACUUGGAAAAUCUACACUAAUCAAUUGCUUAUUCUUAGCUGAUCUCUACAAAGAUCGAGUUAAUCCCCCGGUUGAACAACUUUUAAAUCGGACAAUGGUUGUUGAAAAGAAACAAUUAGAUAUCAUUGAAAAAGGGAUUAAACUAAAAGUAACCAUUGUUGACACACCUGGAUUCGCUGAUGCUUUGAAUACUGAAAACAGCUUUGAUGCGAUUGAAGGAUUCAUUGAUGAACAGUAUGAUCAAUACUUCAAAGAUGAAUCAGGACUGAAUCGAAAAAACAUUAUCGACAAUCGUGUUCAUUGCUGCUUAUAUUUCAUUUCCCCUAUUGGCCGAGGAUUGAGCCAAUUAGAUAUUCAGUUCAUGAAACGAAUCCACCAAAAGGUUAAUCUUGUUCCCAUCAUUGCAAAAGCUGACGCAUUUAAACCUGCAGAACUUCAUAUGUUUAAAAAAAAGGUUCUCAAAGAAUUGGAUGAUCAUGGGAUAAGCAUUUUCCGUAUUCCUGAAUGUGACAGUGAUGAGGAUGAAGAUUUCAGACGGAAAGACAAAGAGAUUAAAGAUAGCAUUCCGUUUGCUGUUGUUGGAAGCACAACUCAGAUCGAAAUAAAUGGUCGUAAAACUCGUGGUCGAGUUUAUCCAUGGGGUUCGAUAGACAUUCAAGAUGAACAGUUCUCUGAUUACGUUAAAUUAAAAACCUUUCUCAGCCUUCACAUGCAAGACUUGAAAGACGUAACCAAUGAAGUUUUGUAUGAAAAUUAUCGAGCUCUUUAUUUAACCAAACUGGGAAGUGGUUCUAUAAGUCCAAUACCUGUUCGAGCUGCAACCGAGGCAACAAACACCUCAAUUCCUGCUGAUAAGUUAUUACAAUUAAAGGAAGAAGAGAUUCGUCGAAUGCAAGAGCAACUGAUUCACAUGCAAGAAGCACUUCGUCAACAGUCUCACAGCGUACCUGCCAGUGGUAACCAAUCGGCCGAUUCCCCAUCACCUUCAAGUCCAGCUCAUAGAGAUGAUUCUCACUAGUAGCUCAACUAGUGACACACAACUUUUCGAGAACAGCUCUUAAAAGUACUCUUUAUGCUCACUGCUAAAUGAUAUAAUUAACUCAUCACUUGAUUAUCAAUCAAAAGUGUGCGAGGUAUUGAGUGUCAACAAAAUUGUAGCUGAAAGACGCGAAUAAUGAAUCAGGCUAAAAGGAUGAGAUUAAAAGCUGUGCUCCUCUUAAGUUGCACAAACAAACCAUUUAAUAAUCAAGUUGACAGUUACCUCAUUCAGAUAAUAUAUAAUAUAAUCCAGACUAAUAUAACCAAAUAUCAUAUCAUGAGUUAUCAAUUAUACACAACUUCAUACAACUCACCCAGUUACUGGAUAAGUUCACUUAUAGUUACACAAAAAUUAAUUAUACAACCAAAGACAUAUUGAAAACAAUAUAAAAAAUUAUAAUCAACUAGAUAAUUGGUUAACUAGCAACUUUGGGCAGCUUUUUGGUUUCAUUGAAAAAUAAUCAUUUUUUCAAAAUUGUAUUCAAAGACAAAAACUCAAUUGCAUUUAAUCCAACAUUUAACGGCAUUUACUAUCAAGUAUAAUACACUUUUCAAUGGUUGAUAUUAUUUUCGUUAUUUCCUAUCAAUUUCAUCAUUUAUUGUUUCAAUACCUUUUUUUACACUUUUGUUUACUUCAAUUUCAUUUUCAUCUUUUCUUCCGUUUCCAUUGUAUCCAUUUGUAUACACAAUUGUAACUCAAUAAUUGUACUUAAUUUCUAGUCAUGCAAACCUGUGCUUAGACAAUGAUUAAAGUUAACUUUAUACCAAAA